This is a messenger RNA of Dryobates pubescens (Downy woodpecker), 1953 nucleotides long. RefSeq names its product sorting nexin 7 (gene SNX7). The transcript is spliced from 9 exons. Bases 263 to 1630 code for a protein of 455 amino acids. NCBI's taxonomy places the organism in Eukaryota, Metazoa, Chordata, Aves, Piciformes, Picidae. The record is from RefSeq and is a predicted model, not a curated record. Gene Ontology annotation, molecular function: phosphatidylinositol binding.
GCACGUUUCCACCGCCCUCCGAGGGGCAGGCCCCGGCUGCGAGCCUGCCAGGAGGCACAUCCCUUUCUCGGCUUCGCUUCCCGCUUCCUCCUAGCGAGGCAGGGCAGAGCUGCCCUCUUGUCCCCGCCGCUUCCACUCCUGCGCACUGGGCGAGUCCCCCCGGGCAGGCCGGGGCCGGGCAAGGGGCGGGGGAGCAGCGGGCGGCCAAUUGCGGCCCCCCGGGUAGCGGCUGUGGCGGGGCCGCCCGCGCUGGUAGGGGAGGAUGGAGGCAGAGGGCCGGGAAUCGGCGCCGUCGCUGCCCCAGCCUGCCCCUGGCGACGAGGGAGGGGCCGAGGCCGAUGCCACCGCGGGUGCCCCUUGCGGGGUCCGGGGGCCGCUGCUCGCCGCCGCCGAGGUGCUUGCGUUGGACGAUGAGGAGGACGACGACCUGGAGGUGUUCAGCAAGGACGCAUCACUGGCUGAAGUAAACUCCUUCAGUCCUUCAAUGCCCAUAUCCCUCUCAUCCAUGAUAAACCAGUAUAAAUUUGAAGAUGAACCAGAACAGAGAGAUCUCUUCAUUACAGUGGAUGAUCCUGAAAGCCACAUCACAGCCCUUGAAACAUUUAUUACAUACAGAGUACUCACAAAGACGUCUCGUGGGGAAUUUGACUCCAGUGAGUAUGAAGUUCGCAGGCGGUAUCAGGACUUCCUCUGGUUGAAGAGCAGACUUGAAGAAGCACAUCCAACACUGAUUAUUCCUCCAUUGCCUGAGAAAUUCAUCAUGAAAGGCAUGGUGGAGCGAUUCAGUGAGGAAUUCAUUGAGACUCGAAGGAAAGCGCUGCAUAAAUUCUUGAACCGCAUCGCUGAUCACCCAACCUUAACUUUUAAUGAAGACUUCAAAAUUUUUCUGACUGUACAGGCCUGGGAACUCUCCUCACACAAGAAACAGGGCCCUGGGUUGCUGAGCAGGAUGGGGCAGACAGUCAGAGCUGUGGCGUCAUCAGUAAGAGGAGGAGGAGCGAAAAAUCGUCCUGAAGUGUUUACAGAAAUGAACAAUUACAUGGAGACAUUUAGCCAGAAAAUAAGUGUGCUGGACAAGAUAGCUCAUAGAAUUUACAAGGAAGAAAGAGAGUAUUUUAAUGAAAUGAAGGAGUAUGGCCCCAUCCACACCCUCUGGUCAGCGUCGGAAGACGACGUAGCAGACUGCCUGAAAGGUGUUGCCAGCUGCAUCGACAAGUGCUGCAAGGCGACGGAGAAGCGGAUGGCAGGGCUCUCAGAAAACCUCCUGCCCAUUUUACACGAGUACAUUCUCUACAGUGAAAUUCUGAUGGGUGUACUGAAAAGGAGAGACCAAAUCCAAGGCGAGCUUGACUCCAGAGUUGAUGCUUUAACCAAUAAAAAGACAGAAAAGGAUCUGUUCUCAGAAGAGAUUGGGAGACUUGAAGACAAAGUUGAAUAUGCCAACAAUGUUCUGAAAGCUGACUGGGACAGGUGGAAGCAAAACAUGCAGCGUGAUAUGAGAGCGACAUUCACUAAUGUGGCUGAGAACAAUCUCCGUUACUAUGAAGAGUGCCUUGCUACAUGGGAGUCGUUCCUAGCAUCUCAAGCAGUGCAUCUUCAUGUGGAAGAAGACUCUGAAGAUAAGCCUUGAGUAAUCUCUCUGCUUGAUCUCUUCUGCCUUUUCCAUGCAGUUCCUCCCAACCAAAGAAAUGCUUUGUAUGAGAUCAGAUACACUCUUAAAUUUAACUGCUAUAAAUCAGUGAAAUGCAGGAAAUCAGCUUACUGAAAACUCAGGUAUUCCAGUCCUGAAGUCCAUUUUGGAACCUGCUCUCUCUUGCUUUCUAUUGCUUAGCUGUGAUUUUGCAUAUUUUUAUGCAGGUGUUUACAUACAGUUGUUUUUCAUAAAUAUUGCCUAAUUUGGAUAUAAAAGUAUUUUAAAUAUGUAAAGAUAGCUCCAUUUUAAUAAAAAGUUUA